Molecule: messenger RNA, 1833 nt
Organism: Empidonax traillii (willow flycatcher)
Lineage: Eukaryota; Metazoa; Chordata; Aves; Passeriformes; Tyrannidae
Gene: YAE1
Product: YAE1, ABCE1 maturation factor
Exons: 4
Coding region: 399-917 (172 amino acids)
Source: RefSeq, a predicted model, not a curated record
GGGAAGCUGAAGGGGGUGUUCAUCAGCUGCUGUUGGCAUCCAGCUGUCCGAGAGCCAGCAGCAUUUAGGAACGUUAACUCGGCAUAUAUAUAUAUCUAUAUGCCCUAAGUGCAUAUGUGUGUCACUUCCCUAAGAUGGGAAGAAACUCUCUUUAAGUUGCUCUCAUAAAUCUCAGAAGUUGCUUCAUGAGUGAUGAUCCGUCUUUUCUUGACAGGUGCACCGCAGUGGCAAACAGCACCAAGCUUCCACGUACAGGUUGAACGAUCAGCUCCAUACCUGGCUUCUCGUCAGAACUCACAUUUUUUGCCCGUACUUCUAAUCUGACACUUCACCAGAGGGACUUCUGGGAGUUUUCCAGUGUUUUUUUUUUUACCAGAUAAACAGAGGACACUGCUGUCAUGUCCUGGGUGCAAGCUGCAGUCAGCCGAUCCAAUGAGGAUAUAUUUGAUGAAGAUGCAGAUGAGAUGUAUCUACUACAGAAGGAAUGGAACAGCACCAUGAAAAAAAGAUUGAAGGAAGGCUACAGGGAUGGAGUUGAGGCUGGGAAAGAACUUGCACUCCAGAAAGGCUUUAAUCAAGGUUACAGACACGGUGCCGAGCUGAUGAUUACAUGUGGCCAGUUCAAAGGAACCCUGAAUGCUCUCUUAUCCUGGUGUCAUUUUAAUGGACAUGAUUCUGCUUUAAAUAAGAUAAAUAAUCUUCUUGAUGUGGUUGGGAAGCAUGAAGAAGAUGUGCUCAAGUAUCUGAAUUCUGCUGAAGAACAGCUACAUCUUAGACAUGUUUUAGACUCUGUUGAGGACAUGGACCUUAAUCACACAGCUUCAGCUGGGACAGAGCACAAGGAAGUUACAGAUGGAAGACAGGAGGACGGUGGCUGCUCUGGUGAAAACAUUUGUAGAAAUAACGCUUCUUCCUAGAGUGAAGUUUUCCAGUUGCUGAGUUUAUGGCAUUAUGAACACACGUGAUAUUUCCAUUAAAUGGACAGCUGAUGUUCAUUCCAACUGUUACGGAAUAAAAUAAAACUACUUACCGCUUCACAGCUCUUGCUAUGAAAUCAUCACUGCAAUUUAGAGCUGGAUCUUGAGGAUUUAACUGAAGGUGACAGUGGACUUCUCUGGAGGUUAUAACAUCAAUUAUCACUAAGAAGGAACAGAACAAAAAAGGCUUGUUUUGAAAUACUUACAAACAUUGAAAAUCAUCCUUUCAUUUUGACGCUUGAGGAGAUGUAAGACUGAAGUCAGUGGGCCGGGGUUUGCAGCAGUGCAUCUGCGUGCCUUGCUUUUUCUUAAUACACUUAAAUCACAAAUAGAAGUUACCAUUUAUUCAUUAAAUGCAGAUCAAGACAAAACAGGAUUUUCAUCUACUUUCUGUUUUAUUCUGAGUACAGAAUACCUGUAAGCAGUUGACACACAGGUGAUACUUUGUGUUUUUCAUUGCCUGCACACCACUGAGAGGGGCCCUUAGAAUUUAUUUGUUACUGAGAAGCAUAAUGCAAGAGCCUACAUAGAACCAAGACCCUUGCCAGCUAAGUAAAGAGGACAGUAUCAAUUAUUCCACACGUACCACAGGCUAAAUUCUCUUCCACGGGAUGAGGGAAAAAGACACAAAAGCUGGUGUUCCUGUGUGGUACCACUUCAAAGUAAAGCAGUUCUGAAUCAUCUAGAAAUAAAAUUACUGUUUAGUGAUAUCCACCUGUUGAAUCUGGACUCUUUUUGGCUGAAACAUACGUCAGAAUUUAAAAAAUACUGAUGCAGUAGAAUCUAAUUAUUCAUUACUUUGACAAGUUAGUUUAUGCUUCUAGAAGUGUCGGGCCUAGGAGAUAGUAAAAAAAAA